AUGCGUCGAGUCAUAUCAGACCUGCUCAUUUCAGCGGGACGGCGACCCGGGAACAAUCUCUCCUCGCUACGAAAUAGAACGACGAACGGAAAUAAGUCUCAACGACGACACAACUCGAAUAAACCUAUAGAAAAGAAUGACCUUACACCAACGAAAGAGUCCUCGCCACCGUCCGAGACUACAACUUCUCCAUCGACAGUCCCUCCUCCACCCACGGGCUCGGUAACCUCGUCCGCCGGAGCAGCUACUUCACCCCUCCCAGCAGCACGGAGUAGCAGCAGUCGUCGGGGUAUAGGCGAACUCAUUAAAUCAGGACCGAUCGGUCGAUUCGGGAAUUGGUACACGAAUGCGCAACACAAGAGGCCAUACGUUACGCAAUUAGCGAGCUCGUUCAUUAUUUAUCUGGCAGGUGAUCUGAGCGCGCAGUUGUUGUUUCCGUCGGAAGUGAAAACGGCCGAAAAUAAGGAUGGAAAGGAAGGAGAAGAAUCGGUGGCGACGGUGGGAUAUGAUCCGUUGCGAACGUUGAGGCAUUUGACCGUUGGGCUUGUGUCGAGUAUUCCUUCUUAUAAAUGGUUCAUGUUCCUCCACCACAACUUCAACUACACCUCUAAAUUCCUCUCCAUCACCACCAAAGUCGCCGUCCAACAAGCCGUCUUCACCCCGGUCUUCAAUACCUACUUCUUCAGUAUGCAAUCCUUACUGGCUGGCGCAUCGAUCUUCGAGACGUGGGAGCGACUGAAACUGGCCGUGCCUAACAGUAUCAAGAACAGCGUCAAGCUCUGGCCGGCUGUGACGGCGUUUAGUUUCAUGUAUAUUCCGCCGCAUUUCAGAUCAGUGUUUGGAGGUACGAUUGCGGUGGGCUGGCAGACGUAUUUGAGUUGGUUGAAUCAGAAAGCGGCGAGGGAGGUUGCGGCUGCGGAGGCUGCUACGAAUGCCUUGAAGAGUACUACUCUACAGUCCGCGGAUGGUAAUGUAGCAGCCAUAUUCAAUCUUGCCAAACAAAACGCUAUGCAACCGAACGAUUUGGACGACGAUAGUAGCGACUACGGCUCAGACUUCACACUAGACGAACAAGAGCUGUUGAGCGAACUGCUUGCACGCGUCGUCGCACCGGAACAUCAAACUUCUACCGUCACUACAACCACCGCCGAAGAAACCACAACCGCAACGACAUCCGAAUCCCAGCAACAGCUCUUGGCAGAACUUUUGCUAGAUGAUUUACAACCAUUAUCCGAUCCGCUAAUCGUCUCUGACAUAGAGGACUAUGAACUUCCGCAUUCCGUCCGCGUGCCUAGGGUGCUGGGUCGGGAGGCAUGGAGUCCUGCGACAAAACGCGUUUGGCAGAGGCAGCAGAACCAGACUGGUGGCACAAUUACGAGAAGGCUAUGGCCUAGUCAGCUUACGGCAGCAGUCAACGUCCGCUCGCAGAUCGGUGAACGCGAAGGCUCUCCUGAAGGCAGAACACGAGAUCGGGAACGACAGCGAGAUAGGGAGAAGGAAUGGACGGACGCCGAAGGCAGGACCGAAGCCAAAACCGAGCCGCAGACGGAGUCUACACCAGCCAAUGUCGUCAACAACGAGGAUGGUACAACGGCACCAAGCGUCGAGCAAAAAUCACCUAUAGAGCGAUUCCGGAAACCGCCAAACAAAGCAUUUUCGGUAUCGGAUUUGAUUUCUCCGGCUUGGUGCGAGUUGCAGUAUUGGUAUACGUUGACGAAACACGGACGCAAACGAAGAACGCCGGCUAUGAUGCAGGGUACUGCGGUGCACAAAGUCCUCGAGGACGAAGUGCACACCACUGUACCAGUCGACAUCACCACAAAGGAGGAUGGAUGGGCAUUGAGGAUAUGGAAUGUGAUCCAGGGUCUUCGGACGCUGAGAACAUACGGAUUGACGCGUGAGCUUGAGGUCUGGGGUCUCGUGGAAGGCGAGAUUGUGACCGGGAUCAUCGAUCAGCUCUCGUACAUCUGUCCAGACCCGAAGUUGGAGGCGAGUGCUGCGCGGCACUAUGCAGAUGCUGAAGCGGCGCGAGCUGCGUUGCCGGAGUAUCAGAUGUCGAUUUCGGAUUAUUUCAUGGCGUCUGGGGCUGGGAAGCCGUUGGAUGAGAUGUGGAAACAGCCUGAAGAGCCUGCUCCUACCGACGACGAUUAUGGCACGGAUUUGGAUCAGUCGUACCUUGAUGUGCCGAGGAUAUAUAUUACAGAUAUCAAGACUCGAGCGAGUCGCUCUGUGCCUACGGUUAAAAGUACUGGAUUUCGCCCGACGCAUUUACAGUUGCAGCUAUACUACCAUAUACUUAAUCGAUCCGUGACCAGCGACGACGUGACAAUGGAAGCGAUCGCAGAACGAUAUGACCUGGAUCCCCAGCGCACAUUUUCCGAUGCAUUCAUUGCAGAGGUCGGCGGGCUGAAUGAGGAGUUUUUCGAUGCUGCUUCUUCGCCGAUAUCAAGCUCGGAUCCUGAUUUUGUGCCUGUAGGGAGUAGUCAGGAUUCUGUUAGCAUAUUGCUUUCGCAUAAUAAUUUACAUAGUCUGUGGGAUCUGAUGAAGAAGCAUCUCCGGUAUACGUUCUUGCCUACGUCGCAAAAUCAAAACAUUGCACCAUCCAUCCCGGCUGCUGUCCAGCCUGAUUCGCUGGCUCUAUAUCCCACUGUGCUUUCUCCGGUAUUGACGGCGAAAUACCUGUCGUCCACAAAGAUGUCAGAAGAUGGCGUUCCUGACGAACUUGGCAGUCGCUCAUUCCUGUUUGAUCCUUCAGAUCUGACGUCGUAUACAUCUGACCAAAUAAAAUGGUGGCGCGGUGACCGCGCGCCUCGCGGAGUUGAGGUAUUUGAUGCAUGGAAGUGUCGGAUAUGCGAUUUUCGAGAAGAGUGCGAUUGGCGGAUAUCGAAGGAAUAUGAGUUUGCGACGAGGAGGAGACGAUUGUCCAAGACUGCGAUAGAGAUGCUUGGGCCGGUUUAA
Talaromyces amestolkiae is the source of this 2958-nucleotide messenger RNA. RefSeq lists its product as uncharacterized. The coding region runs from base 1 to 2958 and encodes 985 amino acids. The record is from RefSeq and is a predicted model, not a curated record. Gene Ontology annotation, biological process: interstrand cross-link repair. Gene Ontology annotation, cellular component: nucleus; mitochondrion; membrane. Gene Ontology annotation, molecular function: single-stranded DNA 5'-3' DNA exonuclease activity. Lineage: Eukaryota; Fungi; Ascomycota; Eurotiomycetes; Eurotiales; Trichocomaceae. The transcript is spliced from 4 exons.